Molecule: messenger RNA, 8821 nt
Organism: Symphalangus syndactylus (siamang)
Lineage: Eukaryota; Metazoa; Chordata; Mammalia; Primates; Hylobatidae
Gene: NEK1
Product: NIMA related kinase 1
Biological process (GO): protein phosphorylation
Molecular function (GO): ATP binding; protein kinase activity
Source: RefSeq, a predicted model, not a curated record
CGCCGGCCGCUCCCCCUUAGUCUGCAUUCGCUGCAGGGUUUUGGGACCUUAGGUUGCGGAGUCCUCACCCAGCUCUCGCGUCUCGAGCAGUUGUCCCCAUAACUCGGAAUCUAGAGCCGCUGUUGCGAGGCAGGAGCACGUGGCAGUCAGGUAGCUUCCCAGUCCCGAACGCCGCCCGUCCCCGCUACGCCGUGGCCGCUAGCAACGACCUCUGUGAAGUUGGAGAGGCGGUAACGGAGGCACUCCCCCUGCUGCACCGCACCGUUUCUACGGGGCUCAGAAACCAGUUUGUUUGUUUCGUCGGGGUAGUGUCGACCUGUCUUACCACGGGCGUCGCCCGAGGCGGGACGGAGUCAAACCCGUGGUGUCAACUGAAGACGAGUGUCAGGUGUGGAGAGUCUCAGUGCCCCCUUUCAGUCUGGACUGUGAGCUGCUGCUGGUUAGACAGACUUGGUUUCUCUUUCAGGAUGUCAUUUUCAAAAUGCAGGAUGGUACCUCUUCUUUAUUAAGCCCCAUAGGAAGACUGCCACACCUAGAUGCUUAUUAGUCAUCACCGUUAUUCCUACUAACGUCCUGUGUCACUGAGUUUUUAAAAUGUCUAGCAUGUCUGUAAAGAUGCCUUAGAAAAAGAAUCAUGGAGAAGUAUGUUAGACUACAGAAGAUUGGAGAAGGUUCAUUUGGAAAAGCCAUUCUUGUUAAAUCUACAGAAGAUGGCAGACAGUAUGUUAUCAAGGAAAUUAACAUCUCAAGAAUGUCCAGUAAAGAAAGAGAAGAAUCAAGGAGAGAAGUUGCAGUAUUGGCAAACAUGAAGCAUCCAAAUAUUGUCCAGUAUAGAGAAUCAUUUGAAGAAAAUGGCUCUCUCUACAUAGUAAUGGAUUACUGUGAGGGAGGGGAUCUGUUUAAGCGAAUAAAUGCUCAGAAAGGCGUUUUGUUUCAAGAGGAUCAGAUUUUGGACUGGUUUGUACAGAUAUGUUUGGCCCUGAAACACGUACAUGAUAGAAAAAUUCUUCAUCGAGACAUUAAAUCUCAGAACAUAUUUUUAACUAAAGAUGGAACGGUACAACUUGGAGAUUUUGGAAUUGCUAGAGUUCUUAAUAGUACUGUAGAGUUGGCUCGAACUUGCAUAGGGACCCCAUACUACUUGUCACCUGAAAUCUGUGAAAACAAACCUUACAAUAAUAAAAGUGACAUUUGGGCUCUGGGGUGUGUCCUUUAUGAGCUGUGUACCCUUAAACAUGCUUUUGAAGCUGGCAGUAUGAAAAACCUGGUACUGAAGAUAAUAUCUGGAUCUUUUCCACCUGUGUCUUUGCAUUAUUCCUAUGAUCUCCGCAGUUUGGUGUCUCAGUUAUUUAAAAGAAAUCCUAGGGAUAGACCAUCAGUCAACUCCAUAUUGGAGAAAGGUUUUAUAGCCAAACGCAUUGAAAAGUUUCUCUCUCCUCAGCUUAUUGCAGAGGAAUUUUGUCUAAAAACAUUUUCAAAGUUUGGAUCACAGCCUAUACCAGCUAAAAGACCAGCUUCAGGACAAAACUCAAUUUCUGUUAUGCCUGCUCAGAAAAUUACAAAGCCUGCCGCCAAAUAUGGAAUACCUUUAACAUAUAAGAAAUAUGGAGAUAAAAAAUUACAUGAAAAGAAACCACUGCAAAAACAUAAACAGGCCCAUCAAACUCCAGAGAAGAGAGUGAAUACUGGAGAAGAAAGGAGGAAAAUGUCUGAGGAAGCAGCAAGAAAGAGAAGGCUGGAAUUUAUUGAAAAAGAAAAGAAACAAAAGGAUCAGAUUAUUAGUUUAAUGAAGGCUGAACAAAUGAAAAGGCAAGAAAAGGAAAGGUUGGAAAGAAUAAAUAGGGCCAGGGAACAAGGAUGGAGAAAUGUCCUAAGUGCUGGUGGAAGUGGUGAAGUAAAGGCUCCUUUUCUUGGCAGUGGAGGGACUAUAGCUCCAUCAUCUUUUUCUUCUCGAGGACAGUAUGAACAUUACCAUGCCAUUUUUGACCAAAUGCAGCAACAAAGAGCAGAAGCUAAUGAAGCUAAAUGGAAAAGAGAAAUAUAUGGUCAAGGUCUUCCAGAAAGAGGAAUUCUGCCUGGAGUUCGUCCAGGAUUUCCUUAUGGGGCUGCAGGUCAUCACCAUUUCCCUGAUGCUGAUGAUAUUAGAAAAACUUUGAAAAGAUUGAAGGCGGUGUCUAAACAAGCCAAUGCAAACAGACAGGUUCUUGUUGUAUCACCCAGGCUGGAGUGCAAUGGCAUGAUCACAGCUCACUUGCAGCCUUGACCUCUGGGGCUUAAGUGACCCUCCCACCUCAGCCUCCUGAACAGCUGGGACUACAGGUGCUUGCCACCAUGCAUGGCUGAUUUUUUUAUUUUUUGUAGAAUGGAGUCUUGCUAUGUUGCCCAGGCUUGUCUUGAACUCCUGGGUUCAAGCAAUCCUCCUGCAUUGGCCUCUCAAAGUGCUGGGAUUGCAAGCAUGAGCCACCACACCCAGCCUGAAUGGAUGUACUACACUUUAUCCAUUAUUCUACUGAAGGACAUCUUGGUUGCUUUUAAGUUAUGGCAAUUAUGAAUAAAACUUCUACAAACAUUUGUGUGUAGGUCUUUUUGUGGACAUAAAUUUUUUAAGUAUUUAAACAGAUGCCAAUAGGAUGAUUGCUGGAUCACGUCUUAAGAGUAUGUUUGAUUUUGUAAGAAGUCACCAAACUGUCUUCCAAAGUGGCUAUACCAUUAUUCGUUCCUCCCAGCAGUGAUUAAGAAUUCCUAUUGCUUCACAUCCUCUCCAGCAUUUAGUGUUGUCAGUGUUUUGGAUUUUGGCCAAUUUAAUCAGCAUGUGGUGAUAUCUCAUUUUAAUUACAAUUCCCUAAUGACAUAUUCAACAUUCUUUCAUAUGCUUCAUGCCAUCUGUAUAUCUUUCUUGAUGAGUUGUCUGUUCAAGCCUUUUGCCCAUUUUUAAAUUCGUUUUUAUAUUGUUGAGUUUUAAAAGUUCUUUGUAUAUUUUAUAUAAUAGUUCUUUAUCAGGUAUGUCUUUGGCAGAUAUUUUCUUUUUCUUUGUGGCUCAUCUUCUCAUUCCCUUAAUAUUUUGUUUCGCAGAGUGGAAUUUUUUUGUUUUAAUGAAGUCCAGCAUAUCAAUUGUUUCUUUCAUGGAUUGUGUCUCUGGUGUUAUAACUGAAAAGUUAUCACCAUACCCAAGUUCAUUUGGGUUUUCCCCUAUGUUAUCUUCUAGGAGUUUUAUAGUUUAAUGUUUUAUUUUUAGAUCUGUGAUCCAUUUAAUUUUUGUGAAGGAUAUAAGGUCUGUGUCUAGAUUCAUUUUUUUGCAUGUGGAUGCCCAGUUGUUCCACAUCUCUUGAAAAGACUAUAUUUGCUUCUUUGAAUUACCUUUGCUCUUUUGUCAAUGAUUGGUUGACAAAGCAUUUUUAUGUGGGUCUGUUUCUGUGCCCUCUGUUCUGUUCUACUGAUUAAGUCUUGAAAUCAGGUAGUUUCAGUCCUCCAGCUUUGUUCUUCAAUACUGAGUUGGCUAUUCUGGUUCUUUUGUCUUUCCAUAUAAGCUUUGUGAUAAGUUUGUCCAUAUCUAAAGACUAACAUGCUGGGAUUUUGAUUGGGAUUGUGUUGAAUCUGUAGAUCAGCUUGGGAAGAACUGACAUCUUGACAAUAUUCAAUCCUCCAAUACUUCAUAUUAGACCUGAAAUAUAUCUUUGAUGUAUUUCAUCAGAAUUUUUUAGUUUUCCUCAUACCUGUGCAUUUUUUUUUUAGAUUUGUAACCUAUGUAUUACAUGUUGGGGAGUGCUAAUGAAAGUGAUAAUGUGUUUUUAAUUUCAAAUUCUACUUGUUCAUUGUUUAUAUAUAGGAAAGCAAUUGACUUUUGUUUAUUAACCUUCUAUCUUGCAACUUUGCUAUAAUCACUUUUUUUGGGAGGGGUAUUUUUGGUGUUUCUUUUGAAUUUUCUACAUAGACAAUCAUGUCAUCUGCAAACAAAGACAGUUAUAUUUCUUCCUUCCCAGUCUGUAUACCUUGUGUUUUCUUUCCUUGUCUUAUUGCAUUAGCUAGAACUUCCAAUAUGAUAUUGAAAAGUAAUGUUGAGAAGGACAUCUUUGUCUUGUUCCUGUUGUUGGCCGGAAAGCUUCAAGUUUCCAUUAAAUAUGUUAGCUGUAGGUUUUUUGUAGAUGUUCUUUAUGAAAUUGUGGAAGUUCCUAAGUUUUCUGAGAUUUUUUAAAAUCAGAAAUGGGUGCUGGAUUUUGUCAAAUGCUUUUUUUUUUUUUGCAUGUAUAGAUAUGAUCAUGUGAUUUUUCUUCUUUAGCUUAUUGAUGUGAUGAAUUACAUUCAUUGAUUUUCAGAUGUUGAAACAGCUGUAUUUUAUUAUAUUUUGCUAUAAGAAUAAAAAUGCCCUUUCCUUUCGUAGCUGGUAAUCACUUAUAAGGAAAUGGUUUAAUUACUAUGUGUAUAAUUUUCUUGUGAUCCUUUUCUUAAUAAUACUCAUUGUCUUAUAUUUACAUACACACUGUAAUCUUUUCACUGACAUGGAGCAACAACUUUCACUACUCCAAAUUUAAACUGUUGUCUUUGUUCUUCAGUGUUUUGCUUUACUGAAAGGCAUUUAAUCUUUUUUUCCUUCCUCUCAUUCUCACAUUCUUUUUAAUACUCUUUCUUUGGCUGAAUAUUCAAGAAUUUUCAUGUAUUUCUGUUUUAAAAAUACCAACAGCUAACUACCUUAUUAUUGGCCUUUCAUACAGGGUUCUCAGUCACCUGUUCAUAACCUCCUUUUUCUCUCCUUUUUGCUCAGUAAAAAAGAAAACCUAAAGAAAAAUCACAAGAGGCUUUUUUUUUCUUGUUUCACUGCUUGCUAAGUGGUGUAGGUUAGUUUUGGAAAAAUUGGAGUAUAUAGGAGGAGGGUGUUAGGAAACAGGAAAGAAAAUAAUUCCAAAUCCCUACAGAGGCAGUCACUGAUGAAGACUUUGGUUAAUUUUCUUGCAUACCUUUUCCUUUUCUUUUUCCCGAGAUAGUGGAAACAAAAUCAUACAUACAAAUUUGUAUCUUUUUAAAUUUAGUGUUCUUACCAUACAUAUUUCCCAUGUUGUUUUCAAUUUUUUAAUAUCUGCAUAAGAUUCCAGUGCCUGAAUGUGCUAUGAUUUAUCUAACAAAUCCCCUAGUAUAACCAGUUGUUUGUAAUCCUUCCCCUUUUUGAACAUUUUUCUGCCACAUUUUAUUCUUCAUUUUUUAUUAUUUCUGUGAAAUAGAAUCUUAUAAGGGCAAUUAUUUUGCUAAAAGAUUUGGUCAUCUAUGUUCCUGAUGAAGAUUCUUGAAAGAAAUAUUACUAAGUUUUUUCUAGAAAAGUGCCAGUUUAUACUCAACCCAACAGUGUAUGACGGUGCCUGUUUUAUUGCCCCUGGGCCAGUAUUAAUAACUUCUUAGGAGCUAAAGAAGUUUUUUUUGUAAUAUAAAGUUUAAAAUCAAAGUAGGAUAGGAGAUGAAGUUUUCGCUAUAUUCUACACUGUUUACACAAUAGGGUAAUGACAAACUAGAUUCCUGUAAGUAAAAAGUAGCAACUAAUAUCUAAUUGGGCACUUGUGCAAGGACCUGUCCUAAGUAAUUUACAUAUAUAAUCUUUACUAUUGUGGAUUACAUAUUUGCGAAUUUAUCUACUCGCUAAACUGUAUUUGUAACCUCAAAAUCAAUAUGUGAAGCACUUUCAUGGUCAUUCAUGGGCAUGGGCAUAGGCUCAGCCCAUGUCAUUCAUGAACCUGGAGUCAUUCAUGGGCUCAGAACAGCAAAAGUGGCCCAAAAGCAUAGUGCUGAAAUGUCAAAAGGCAGUGAUGUGCUUUAGGGAGAAAAUACGUGUUUUAGACUUCAUUUGGGCAUUAGUUAUGCCACUAUUGGCCAUGAAUUCAGCGUUAAUGAAUCCACAAUAUAAUGGAUCCAGGAGUCUAACUCUGUAUUUACCCUAGGAGCAGUGGUUCUGUUCAGUAUUCAUGGAGACUUUAUAGAACAUAACUACGAGAAUAAUGAGAAUUGAAUGUAUUAUUAACUCAUUUAAUCAUCACCAAUACUGUGAGGCAGGAAUUAUAAUUUUUGCUAUUUUACAGAUUAAGAAAUUGGGGCUAUGUGUAAUUAAGUAAUUUGUUGAAGGUCACAUUACUAUUAGUGAAACCAGGAGUUGAAGCUGGAUAGUUUGGUUCCUAACCUCACUCACUUAACUGUUGUGCCAUAUUGACUUUACUAAGUGUAUUAGUCUGUUCUCACACUGCUAAUAAAGUCAUACCUGAGACUGGGUAAUUUAUAAAGAAAAAGGUCUAAUGGAAUCACAGUUCCACGUGGCUGGGUAGGCCUCACAAUCAUGGUAGAAGGCAAAGGAGGAGUAAAGUCAUGUCUUGCAGCAGACAAGAGAGAGAGCGUGUGCAGGGGAACUCUCUUUUAUAAAACCAUCAGAUCUCAUGAGACUUAUUCACUAUCAACACAACAGCUCAGGAAAGACCCACCAUCAUGAUUCAGUUAUCUCCCACCAGGUCCCUCCCACAACACAUGGGAAUUAUGGGAGUUUCAAUUUGAGAUUUGGGUGGGGACACAGCCAAACCAUAUUGCUAAGUCUUGAAAAAUUUUAUGAGGAAUAAUUAAAGAAUCUGAGAAUUGCAUUUUGGGAGGUCAAGGUGGGCAGAUCACUUGAGGUCAGGAGCUCCAGACCAGCCUGCCAACAUGGUGAAACCCCAUCUCUACUAAAAUACAUAAAUAAAUGAACUGGGCAUGGUGAUGGGUGCCUGUAAUCUCAGCAGCUCAGGAGGCUGAGGCAGGAGAAUCACUUGAAUCUGGGAAGCAGAGGUGGCAGUGAGCUGAGAUCGCGCCACUGCACUCCAGCCUGGGUGACAGAGUGAGACUCUGUCUUAAACAAAAAAAGACUGGGUGUCGUGGCUUACACCUGUAAUCCCAGCACUUUGGGAGGCCAAGGCAGGCGGAUCACCUGAGGUCAGGAGUUCAAGACCAGCCUGGCCAACAUGGUGAAACCCUGUCUCUACUAAAAAUACAAAAAUUAGCCAGGCGUCAUGGCAUAUGCCUGUAAUCCCAGCUACUUGGGAGGGUGAGGCAGGAGAAUUGCUUGAACCCAGGAGGCAGAGGUUGCAGUGAGCCAAGAUCAUGCCAUUGCACUCUACCCUGGGUGACAAGAGCAAAACUCUGUCUCAAAAAAAACCAAAAGAUGGGCAGCUGGCAAGAUGGCCAAAUAGGAACAGCUCUGUUCUGUAGCUCCCAAUAAGACCGACACAGAAGGCAGGUGAUUCCUGCAUUUCCAACUGAGGUACCCGGUUCAUCUCAUUGGAACUGGUUGGACAGUGGGUACAGCCCAAGGAGGGCGAGCUGAAGCGGGGUAGGGUGUUACCUCACCUGGGAAGCAAAAGGGUUCAGAGAACUCCCUCUCCUAGCCAAGGGAAGCCAUUAGGGACUGUGCCGUGCACUCUGGCGCAGAUACUGUGCUUUUCCGACGGUCUUCACAACCCACAGACCAGGAGAUUCCCUCCGGUCCCUAUGCCACCAGGGCCCUGAGUUUCCAGCACAAAACUGGUCUGCUGUUUGGGCAGAUACCGAGGUAGCUGCAGGAGUUUUUUUUCAUACCCUAGUGGCACCUGGAAUGCCAGUGAGACAUAACUGUUCACUCCCCUAGAAAGCGGGCUGAAGCCAGGGAGCCAAGUGGUCUGGCUUGGUGGGUCCCACCCUCACAGAGCCCAGCAAGCUCAGAUCCACUGGCUUGAAAUUCUGGCUGUCAGCACAGCAGUCUGAACUUGACCUGGGACACUGUAGCUUGGUGGGGGGAGGGGCAUCUACCAUUGCUGAGGCUUGAGUAGGUGGUUUUACCCUCACAAUGUAAACAAAGCCACUGGGAAGUUUGAACUGGGAGGAGCCCACCACAGCUCACCAAGGCUGCUGUGGCCAGACUGCCUCUCUAGAUUCCCUCCCCUCUGGGCAGGGCAUCUUUGAAAAAAAGGCAGUUGGGGGAAGGGGCAGUUGUGGGCACAGCUUCAGCAGACUUAAACGUCCCUGCUUGGCAGCUCUGCAGAGAGCAGCAGAUCUCCCAGCACAGCGUUCAAGCUCUGAUAAGGGACAGUUGGCCUCCUCAAGUGGGUCCCUGACCACCGUGUAUCCUGACUGGAAGACACCUCCCAGUAGGGGCUGACAGACACCUCAUACAGGAGAGCUCUGGCUGGCAUCUGGUGGGUGCCCCUUUGGGACGAAGCUUCCAGAGGAGGGAACAGGCAGCAAUCUUUGCUGUUCUUCAGCCUCCGCCAGUGAUACCCAGGCGAACACGGUCUGGAGUGGACCUCUAGCAAAUUCCAGCAGACCUGCAGCAGAGGGCCCUGACUGUUAGAAGGAAAACUAACAGACAGAAAGGAAUAUAUCAAAAAGGAUAUACACUCAGAGACCCCAUCCGAAGGUCGCCGACUUCAGAGACCAAAGGUGGAUAAAUCCACAAAGAUGGGGAGAAACCAGCGCAAAAAGACUGAAAAUUCCAAAAACCACAAUGCCUCUUCUCCAAAGGAUCACAACUCCUUGAAAGCAAGGGAACAAAACGACAGAGAAUGAGUCUGAUGAAUUGACAGAAGUAGGCUUCAGGCAGUGGAUAAUAACAAACUCCUUCGAGCUAAAGGAACAUGUUCUAACCCAAUGCAAGGAAGCUAAGAACCUUGAGAAAAGGUUAGACGAAUUGCUAACUAGAAUAACCAGUUUAAAGAAGAACAUAAAUGACCCGAUGGAGCUGAAAAACACUGCACGAGAACUUCGUGAAGCAUCCACAAGUAUCAAUAGCCGAAUCAAUCAAGUGGAAAAGGAUAUCGGAGAUUGAAGAUCAACUCAAUGAAAUAAA